Messenger RNA from Capsella rubella, 1201 nucleotides. RefSeq lists its product as uncharacterized. The transcript has a single exon. The coding region runs from base 256 to 894 and encodes 212 amino acids. NCBI's taxonomy places the organism in Eukaryota, Viridiplantae, Streptophyta, Magnoliopsida, Brassicales, Brassicaceae. The record is from RefSeq and is a predicted model, not a curated record.
UACUUAAUGGACAGACGACAGAGAACAAACAUAAACCUACCGGUUCAAAACAAUCAAACCGUAACCGGUUUAGUAAUUUCAAUCUUUUUUAUUAUGGAUCACACACAAACCGGAUUUAUCAUCCCCCUCUCCAACUUCUAUAAAUAACCCUACCAUGACCGACUCUCUUAGACGCGUUCGUAUCAUAAACACAUUCACUUAAUCUUCAUCUUCUUCCUUUACUCUCUCUCUCUAUCUGUAUCAUCUUCAACCAUAAUGGGAAUCUGUGUAUCGUUUAACCGGAAAGAUUCAAAUGCAUCACCGACGGUGAAGAUCGUGACAGUCAACGGCGAUCUACGUGAGUACAAUGUUCCAGUGGUGGCAUCUCAGGUUCUUGAAGCCGAAUCAGCUGCAGCUUCUUCAUCUUCGUCUUCCUCUAGAUCUUCUUCUUAUUUCAUCUGCGACUCCGACUCUCUCUACUACGACGACUUCAUCCCGGCGAUAGAAUCUGAGACGCCGCUUCAGGCCGACCAGAUCUACUUCGUCUUACCGGUUUCUAAACGUCAGAACCGUUUAACGGCGUCUGAUAUGGCCGCUCUCGCCGUUAAAGCCAGCGUGGCGAUACAGAACUCCGCCGGGAAAGAGUCUCGUCGGCGCAAGAAGGUUAGAAUCUCUCCGGUGAUGAUGUUGACGGGGUCUAACGAUUCCGUUAACGGAAAUGGGAGUGAAUCGACGGUUAAGAAGGGACGGCCGUUUGUGAGUGGUUAUAAAACCGCGCCGUUUAAAGCUUCGAGUGGUUAUAACCGGUCCGGUUCGGUAAGUAAUUUGAGAAGAUAUACUUCUAAAAGAGCUAAGCUGGCGGUUCGAUCCUUUAGGCUGAAGCUUUCAACGAUCUAUGAAGGCUCCGUCGUUUAGAUUUGUUUAUUUAUCAAGUUGCUUUCAAUUUUGAGGAACCAAAUAAAUUAGAAAACAAAAGAAAGAAUGAAAAAAUAUAUUAGAAGAAGCAUAUAUACUUACUUAUUUUUUUGGUUUGUUACAAACUGAUGAUAUAGUUUUUUUUUCACGAAGAAAACAUUUGUAUAUUUCUCCUUAUACGCUUGAUUGUAUAUUUUUGUCAUGUACAAUCAUAUAUGUUUACCAACAAGAAUUUAUAAUAUAUGAUUUAUGAUUUUUCUCAGUUUAGUGAUCCUAACCAUACGGUCACUAGACUGAUGAUUGUAAA